Messenger RNA from Mesorhabditis belari, 270 nucleotides. NCBI's taxonomy places the organism in Eukaryota, Metazoa, Nematoda, Chromadorea, Rhabditida, Rhabditidae. The record is from the annotation of a GenBank genome assembly.
AUGGCGUCGACAACGGUGAAUCCAUCGUCCCUUCUUCCCCUCGAACUCGUCGACAAGUGCAUCGGUUCACGGAUAUGGGUGAUCAUGAAAGGAGAGAAGGAAAUCGUGGGAACUUUGUGCGGAUUUGAUGAUUACGUCAACAUGGUACUCGAGGAUGUGGUCGAAUAUGAGAACACACCGGAGGGGAAAAAAGUAACUCGGCUCGACUCGAUUCUUCUCAAUGGAAACCACAUCACGAUGUUGGUGCCCGGUGGUGAGGGUCCCGAAGUU